AUGUCCAUCCAAAGUGUUACCGGAACUCCUCAACCGGCCAAGCGCUCGUCCAAGAUGGCUUCUGCUCAGUCUCUCAACCAUCUGCUCAACUUCACCCUACCUCCGAGGCAGUCUCACCAGAGCUUGCCGCGGAGGGGUAGGAGGUCAAGCGUUCACCCGGCUGUUUGGAACAAGGAGAGGUUUGUUAACGCUCAGUAUCGGUUUGUUAUGAAUCCCAGCGGCGACUAUACUGUACAUUUUGCUGAUCCGGACAUCUUCUUCCAGUGGGACGACAUUCUCCAGGUCAUUGUACCCCGCGUUUCUGCUAUAGCCUCUGCUGCAGGUUCAGAAGAGCAACUUCUUCAAGAUGAAGGUGUUAUGACGUGCCCGAUCUGUCUGUCCCCUCCUACUGCGCCUAGGAUGACCAAGUGUGGUCAUGUAUUCUGCUUUCCAUGUAUCCUGCACUAUCUUAAUACCAUGGAUAAUAACAAGUGGGCGCGAUGCCCGAUCUGCUUCGAUUCGGUCAACGAGAGACAACUCAAGAGCGUCAAAUGGUUUGACGUAGUCCCCUUGCCUGACGAUGCCGAGGAGGUCCCUGCGGAAGCCUCGUCCUCGUCCGCCUCGCUCGAUGAUGGACUAGUUGCUACACCUCACGCAGGCUCUGCUCUGCAGAUGCGACUCAUUCAACGACCUCAGAUUACGACGCUCGCGUUGCCUCGCUCGAAAACCUGGCCAUCUGACUUGUUGCCUCCGCAUCAGGCUCCCUUUCACUUCCUGCCCGACGUCUUUGCCUAUUCGAAGUUCAUGCUUGCCACUCCUGCGUAUUUGAUUACGGAUCUCACAAGGGACCUUGAUGACCUGGCCACGGAGCGGCGGGUGCUGGCCAGCAUGGGCGAUGACCUCAGUGUGAGCUUUGUAGAUGCAGCUGACGCCAAACUGCGAGAGCAGCUGGCCAAAGCGGCUGCCUUGGAGACCCCUCAACUGCAGGAGGCGGUGGACAACGCUCUUCAUGCCCAGCGGCAGAUCUCCGAUCGCUCUAUUCUCCAUACCAGACGAAGGAAUGAAGAGCAGUCUCGCCUGAUCCCUGCAGAAGAGAUUCCUCAAGACUUCUUGGCUACGCGAAGUGGGUCUCACACCCCUUCCUUCAUUCCGCAGCCGUCUCCUGCUCCGACGCCUCCGUCUCCCUGUACACCAUCGUCCACAUCACAGCGCAACCCUAGACAACGUCGCAAUCUCAAUCCUCCUCCUCCAUCCACAUCCACAUACUACUACUAUCAGGCUGCGACAGGCAUGCCGAUCUUCUUGCACCCGCUCGACAUCCGGAUUCUCUUCUCGCAUUUCAACAGCUAUGCAGCAUUUCCGGAUACCAUAACUGUGCGUGUAGAGUCGUAUGCGGAGAGUACCGUGAACGACGACUUGCGAAAGCGCUGCAAAUACCUCGCGCACUUUCCGGAGGGCGCCGACGUGGUAUUUGUGGAGGCUGAUCUCGAGGGGGUCGUUGGCAGAGAGGGUCUGAAGAACUUCGAAGGCCUUCUCAAAAUGCGCCGUGCGAGGCGCAAGGAGAAGAACAGGAAGGACGAUAGAGCUCGCGCUCGUGCAGAGGAGCAUGAGAGAGAGAAGUUUACGCAGGUCUGGAGCCAAAUGGGACAUACUGUACCUUCGCCCUUGCUUGUGCAGAGGCCAUCAUCGCCUGCGGACAUCGAUGAGCCCUCUGAGUCUUUGGCAGAACAUCAACCACAGCAGCAGCUUGCAGGCGCAUGGGGUGCCAGGAGCUUCGCUUCCGCGGCACAAGCUGCACAAGGUCAUCCGAUGACGCAGCGGCCUCCAUUGCGCCGAGAGAGGGAGAUAGAGAGGGAAGAGGACGAGUGGGAUGUUGACGCCGCAUUCCACGAACUGGAGCAGAGGGGCAACAGGACUGGAGGCAAGAAGAGGAACGCGAGGAUGAUGGUGUUAGGAAGCGGCGGAGGGAGGAGACGAUGA
Laetiporus sulphureus 93-53 is the source of this 1959-nucleotide messenger RNA. RefSeq lists its product as uncharacterized. Bases 1 to 1959 code for a protein of 652 amino acids. Gene Ontology annotation, biological process: positive regulation of transcription by RNA polymerase II. The transcript has 4 exons. The record is from RefSeq and is a predicted model, not a curated record. Lineage: Eukaryota; Fungi; Basidiomycota; Agaricomycetes; Polyporales; Laetiporaceae. Gene Ontology annotation, molecular function: metal ion binding; transcription cis-regulatory region binding.